GACGAACAUUAAACUGCGGGCCUCAAGACCCAAUCACGGGCUGAAACCGUCCUCGACUUUGAGGCCUUCCCCUUUUCCUUGCUUUUAACGCAGACCCCUUUCUCUAUCUCUCUCUCUCUGUCUUGUCUUGCUUCACUCUACGAAGUUUUUGUUUUUCAGGCUAUUUAACGGUGCAGGUGCUCCCGGAAAAUGGAGAUAAAACAGCUGUCCUUUGCAGCUGAUAGUCCUCCGCUUUCAGUUCUUGCCUCCUCCAAGGUUGCUGCCGUUGUUCUUCCUACGCCUACUAUCACCUCCGACUCUUCUUCCCCUCCCACUUUUAUCUUCUCUGAUGGGACGAAACUGCAAGGUACCUACGUGCUUCUUCGCUACAUUGGUCGGGUUGCUAGCCUUCCCAACUUCUAUGGACAAGACGCUUUCCAAUCUAGCCAGAUUGAUGAGUGGCUGGAAUAUUCUUCUAUUCUUUCAUCAGGGUCUGAAUUCGAGAAUGCAUGUACUUGUAUUGAUAGUUAUUUGGAGAAGCGUACUUUUCUGGUUGGAUAUUGUUUAUCAAUUGCAGACAUGGCGAUUUGGUCAGGUCUAGCAGCAACUGGGCAGAGAUGGGAUAGUUUGAGGAAGUCAAAGAAAUACCCAAACCUAGUACGUUGGUUCAACUCUAUAUUUACAGAAUAUAGCGAUGGCUUGAAUGAAGUCACAACAACAUAUGUUGGCAAAAGAGGCGUGGGAAAACCUACAACAGUUAAACCGAAAGAGCAACAGGUUGUUAAUGGAGAUAUAUCUGAAAAGGGAAAGGUAGGUAGCAGAACAUCUGAAGUUGAUCUUCCAGAUGCUGAAAUCGGGAAGGUGCGCCUACGAUUUGCUCCAGAGCCCAGUGGUUUUCUUCACAUUGGGCAUGCAAAAGCAGCAUUAUUGAACCAAUAUUUUGCUCAUCGUUACCAAGGUGAGCUGAUUGUUCGCUUUGAUGAUACAAAUCCAGCAAAAGAAAGCAGUGAAUUUGUGGAGAAUCUUCUGAAAGAUAUUGAGACAUUGGGCAUCAAAUUUAAAAAAGUUACUCAUACAUCAGAUUACUUUGAUAAGUUGAUGGAAAAGGCUGAAGAGUUAAUCAGGCAGGGUAAAGCUUAUAUUGAUGACACACCACGUGAGCAAAUGCAGAAAGAAAGAAUGGAUGGAAUUGAAUCAAAAUGUAGGAACAAUAGUGUGGAGGAGAAUCUAAAAUUGUGGAAGGAAAUGAUGAAAGGAUCAGAGAGGGGUUUGCAGUGCUGUCUUCGGGGGAAGUUAGACAUGCAAGACCCAAACAAAUCCCUUCGAGAUCCUGUUUAUUAUCGUUGCAAUCCUGUCCCUCACCAUAGAAUUGGGUCCAAGUACAAUAUAUAUCCAACAUAUGAUUUUGCCUGUCCCUAUGUUGAUGCUAUAGAAGGUAUAUCUCAUGCUCUUCGAUCAAGUGAGUACCAUGAUCGAAAUGCUCAAUAUCACAGGAUCCAAGAGGAUUUGGGAGUUAGAAAGGUUCAUAUUUAUGAAUUUAGCCGGUUGAACAUGGUUUAUACACUUCUUAGUAAGCGUAAUCUUCGCUGGUUUGUGGAAAAUGGAAAGGUUGAUGGAUGGGAUGAUCCUCGGUUUCCAACUGUCCAAGGAAUUGUGCGCAGAGGUUUGAAAGUUGAGGCAUUAGUACAAUUUAUUCUUGAACAGGGGGCAUCAAAAAAUCUCAACCUCAUGGAAUGGGACAAACUUUGGACAAUCAAUAAGAAAAUCAUAGAUCCUGUUUGUCCCAGACAUACAGCAGUUAUUGAAGAAAGGCGUGUCUUGUUGACCUUGACUAAUGGUCCUGAGAAUCCAUUUGUUCGCAUCAUACCAAGACACAAGAAGCAUGAGGGUGCUGGAGAGAAGGCCACAACCUACACAAAGAGGAUAUGGAUCGAAUAUGAUGAUGCAAAAUGCAUCGCAGAAAAUGAGGAAGUAACCUUAAUGGAUUGGGGGAAUGCCAGAGUGAAGGAAAUUGUGAAGGAUGAGAGUGGAAAUGUUACACAGUUGAUUGGAGUUUUGCAUCUUGAAGGAUCUGUCAAGACAACAAAAUUGAAGCUCACUUGGCUGCCUGAGACAACUGAAUUAGUUAACAUCUUGCUGAUGGAGUUUGACUAUCUGAUAACAAAGAAGAAGCUGGAAGAAGGAGAGAAUUUCCUUGAUGUGCUUAACCCAUGUACGAAGAGGGAGACUGCAGCACUAGGGGAUUCUAACAUGCGAAAUUUGAAGCGUGGAGAGAUAUUGCAGUUGGAGAGGAAGGGUUACUUUAGAUGUGAUGUUCCUUUUAUUAGACCUUCAAAGCCUGUAGUUCUGUUUGCAAUUCCAGAUGGCAGGCAGGCUACUUCAUCAAAGUAGACUUUCACAUUUGGCUAGACUAUUUUCAGGUUCUGAGAAGGUGAAGGUGAAGUUGAAGUACAUGUUUUUCUUGAUUAUACGGGGAAGAGUUGCAGUUUUCUACUCACUUCCUCUAGUGUGUGGACAUGCAAAUUUUUAUGAAAAAUUUUGAUAAAUUUCAUACCUUA
Manihot esculenta (cassava) is the source of this 2537-nucleotide messenger RNA. Its product is annotated as glutamate--tRNA ligase, cytoplasmic. Gene Ontology annotation, biological process: translation; glutamyl-tRNA aminoacylation. Gene Ontology annotation, molecular function: glutamate-tRNA ligase activity; ATP binding. Bases 190 to 2370 code for a protein of 726 amino acids. Gene Ontology annotation, cellular component: cytosol; cytoplasm; methionyl glutamyl tRNA synthetase complex. NCBI's taxonomy places the organism in Eukaryota, Viridiplantae, Streptophyta, Magnoliopsida, Malpighiales, Euphorbiaceae. The record is from RefSeq and is a predicted model, not a curated record. The transcript has 7 exons.